Leptinotarsa decemlineata (Colorado potato beetle) is the source of this 1245-nucleotide messenger RNA. RefSeq names its product Post-GPI attachment to proteins 1 (gene PGAP1). The record is from RefSeq and is a predicted model, not a curated record. Lineage: Eukaryota; Metazoa; Arthropoda; Insecta; Coleoptera; Chrysomelidae. Gene Ontology annotation, biological process: GPI anchor metabolic process; endoplasmic reticulum to Golgi vesicle-mediated transport. Gene Ontology annotation, cellular component: endoplasmic reticulum. Gene Ontology annotation, molecular function: phosphatidylinositol deacylase activity.
AUGGGUCACACUACUACCAACGUUCCGAUGUCAUGGAUAGAAGUUAACCAUGUUCAAAUGGUGUGGUGCAAACAAUUGGUCAAGGCGAUUAAUAGAGCCUUAUUUGACAGCGUCGACACAUCCACACAUCAAAUAUCUCUGGAUUCGACUCAAAGAAGAACAGCUUUCCAUCAUCACUUGAUUCACCAUAGUGGUACGAAAGUGAAGAAUCGCGACAAAUAUUACGAAACUGUCGACAUUGACAAUAGAGGAGAAUGGUCGGAGAGUAUUUUGAAAAGGUACACCAUCAGUUAUAGGAACGGCGUGAAAGACACGCGUUGGCACAUGGUGGGACUUUCGAACUUGCCGGGCUAUGACAUCUUGACUGUAUUAGCCGUUAAUUUGGAAACCGUCGAUUGGGUUUUCGCCUGUAAUGCCAACUUUCCCAGAGGUUCCAGUAGAAUAUGUUCAGAGGCUAUUCACUUGACACACUUGUCGGAAAUCGCUCCAUCUGCAAAAUUCAAGAGGAGAUACGUACAAAUCGAUAUGCGUGAGUUGAGAAAAAACCACCGUGACCUGACUCAUGUAGUUUUCAGAGUCUUCCCCACACGCGAACCGAUCGUUCAGUCCUAUCAACUGUAUGUGGAACCAGUAGACUGUUUGGCGGAAAAUCAUCAUUCGACAGCCAGCUUGAUCGUACCUUGGAGCAAUGAAAACUAUCACAAGUUUUUUACAAAUGUGGAUAAGAAGCCUAUGGAUAUUAGAUUGUAUAGUUCCAAGCCUAACGCAAUGAAAAAUGCCUCUGUUGUCAUAAAACUAACUCUGGACCCUGCCUGUCAAUAUCGAAUAAGCAUCAAGUCGUCCCUGAUGAACAUGCUCUCUCAGAUAUCCAGAAAUUACACUCCGUUGCUUUUAACGAACGUCGCUGCUGUCACGUUGAUGGCUCUCAGGUUCCAAUUGAAGAGCCUCGAGGGUGGCUACUGCUCCGCCGUAUUCUCGGCAAUCAACGAGGGUGCCAAACCGUACUACGUGUUGACAGCUUCCAAAGUUUUGUCGCAGCUGCUCAGCUCACCAAAACUUUCCAGUUUCUUACCCAAGCCGGAUAUUGUUUAUAUGGCUGAGGAAGGCACCGAUCUGUUCUUUUUGCCGUUGCUGUUGUAUUUAUGUGGCGUCGGAUUGGUGUGGAUGUUUGCCGUAGUUUUGGGCAUUUCGCUCAUUGCUUUCGAGUCCACAGUGCACAAACUGGCCUUGAGGUAUGUUUUAUAA